AUGUCUUUACCUCGUCGCAUGCCACAGGGUGCCGGGCACCAGCUCUAUAGCCAGCCCAAGCCCAGACCUACCAUCACCUGGACCGAGGGUGACAUAGCCUUUCUCAUACCAUACUCGGCGAGGCAGAGUGAAUACGACGCUCUCCCCGUCCGCGUGCCGGUGAAGGCUACCUGUCACCCAGUAAUAAUCCUCAAAGCAUGCAGCACCGGUUCGCACUACGUAGUGACGACCAUCUCAGCAUACGGCGUCAGCCCGGACGGCGGCCCGGCGCCCUGGGCCCAGCACGCGCACCGAUUCAAGACGGCGCACGACUUUCGUGUCUUCACCGGCACGGAACCGUACGUCGACGCGAGCGGCCGCCACGAAUCCCGCGCGCCCCUCACCCUCGAGCCCGGCAUGCGGAUGCCCAAGCCGAAGACGAGCUGGGUGUACGCCCGAACAGCAUUCCUGGUCCCGGCCUCGGUGCUGGGCGUAUUCAACAAGUCGCCGACGCAGCUGCGCAUGACGACGGCCAGCCUGGGCGACCUGCGUGCGCACAUGGCGCAGUGCUCGUCGGGCAAGAGUGGAUAUCGGGGUUCGGUCGACGUGAACGGCCGGGUCAACUGUGCGUGUUGUUGUGGUGGCUCGCCGCCGCAGCAACCGCCUGUUGUUCCCGUGCUGGGUCUCGUCAGCCCCGCCCUGGCUGCUGCCGCUGGCGGCUGCGGUGUCAAGUCUGCGCCCGGCCCCAUCCGCCCCAUGCCGCCGGCCAACGCUCCCGCCGGCCCACGAUCUUGGCGCCCACCACCAGCUGCGGUACCUGUUGUGUCCGCUCCAACAACGGUGGUUCAGGCACCGAAAUCGUGGGCUGCGAUAGCCGCGCGAGCAUGA
This is a messenger RNA of Pyricularia oryzae 70-15, 867 nucleotides long. RefSeq lists its product as uncharacterized. The record is from RefSeq and is a predicted model, not a curated record. Lineage: Eukaryota; Fungi; Ascomycota; Sordariomycetes; Magnaporthales; Pyriculariaceae. The transcript has 2 exons. The coding region runs from base 1 to 867 and encodes 288 amino acids.